CAGCGGCUGACCCCUCCCCAGGCCGGCGGGAGCUGCAGCGCCGUUCUUCUGCCUGGCCCUGCUCGCUAGCGGCGCGGUCGCCCGGACGAGCAGCUCUCGGCGUGCGCACGUCCGUCUGUGCACGCGGCCGGCUCUUGACCCCAAGGGCGGUUGUUUCUACUGCAGUCAUGUCAUUCCGGAAGGUUGUGCGCCAGAGCAAGUUCCGCCAUGUCUUUGGGCAGCCUGUCAAGAACGACCAGUGCUACGAUGACAUCCGGGUAUCGCGGGUCACCUGGGACAGCACCUUCUGUGCUGUCAACCCCAAGUUUGUGGCUGUGAUUGUGGAGGCCAGUGGGGGAGGGGCGUUCAUGGUGCUGCCACUACACAAGACAGGGCGCAUUGAUAAGUCCUACCCUACUGUAUGUGGGCACACAGGGCCUGUUUUGGACAUUGAUUGGUGCCCACACAAUGAUCACAUAAUUGCCAGUGGUUCUGAGGACUGCACUAUAAUGGUAUGGCAGAUCCCAGAGAAUGGUCUGACUCUGCCUUUAACAGAACCAGUAGUAGUUCUGGAAGGACACUCAAAGCGUGUAGGCAUCAUCACUUGGCAUCCAACAGCCCGCAACGUCCUUCUUAGUGCAGGGUGUGAUAAUGUGGUUAUUGUAUGGAACGUGGGAACAACUGAAGAGCUUUACCGCCUUGAUGACCUCCACCCAGACCUCAUCUAUAAUGUCAGCUGGAAUCGUGAUGGCAGCCUUUUCUGCUCAGCAUGCAAAGACAAGAGUGUGCGCAUCAUUGACCCACGCCGUGGGCAGAUUGUUGCGGAGAAGGAGAAAGCCCAUGAGGGAGCACGUCCUAUGCGAGCCAUCUUCUUGGCUGAUGGGAAGAUCUUCACAACUGGCUUCAGUCGUAUGAGUGAACGGCAGCUGGCACUCUGGGACCCAGACAAUCUGGAGGAACCCAUGGCAUUGCAAGAGCUGGACUCAAGCAAUGGAGCCCUUCUUCCCUUCUAUGACCCUGACACCAACGUUGUCUAUGUCUGUGGAAAGGGAGACUCAAGCAUCCGGUAUUUUGAGAUCACAGCAGAAGCUCCCUACAUCCACUUCCUGAAUUUGUUCACUAGCAAAGAGCCACAGCGUGGGAUGGGAUGGAUGCCGAAGCGAGGUCUGGAUGUCAACAAGUGUGAGAUCGCCAGGUUUUACAAGCUCCAUGAGCGCAAAUGUGAACCCAUUAUCAUGACAGUGCCAAGGAAGUCAGAUCUGUUCCAAGAUGACUUGUACCCAGACACAGCUGGGCCAGAAGCUGCCAUGGAAGCAGAAGAAUGGGUGGCAGGGAAGACAGCAGCACCUAUCCUGAUCUCGCUACGUGAAGCCUAUGUGCCCACCAAGCAGCGGGACUUCAAAGUCAACCAAAGAAGCUUGUUGCAUGAGAGUCGUCCUGUCUCUGCCAGCACCGGGCUGAGUGCCACACACCCCAGUGCCACAUCUCAGUCUGCUGCUGCACCUGCCUUUAGCAUUGGCCCUGCCAGUGGGGAAGGUGGGCAGAUAGCUGAAGAGGUGCUGCGUGAGGUAGCAUCACUGCGAGCGCUGGUGGCUGCACAGGGAGAGCGCAUCACACGACUGGAGGAACAGCUGAGCCGCAUUGAGAAUGGUGAUGUUUAGGGGUCAUGGCCCACUGAAGAGACCUCACCAACAUGGAUCUUCUUCAAUGCUUCAUCCUUCUUGAGCUGCCAGUUAUCCCUCACACUGCCUCAACCUGACCUGUGGUGUGAGACAGGGACUUGCCCUCUGUUACUCCUGCUGGGGAAAUGUAUUGGGUUUUGUGUCUGACCAAGUCUCCUCUUCUUGUUGCUCUCCCACUCCACUUUUUUUUAACCAAGGGACAGUUGCUGGGUUCUCCACAUCUGUCUGUUUGCCUUAUUUUGAUCAGGGUCCUUCUACUCCCAUCCCUGUGGCUGGGGUGGCCUCCUCCCCCUUGCCCCUCGUAGGGACCAGAACUAGCUAAAUGCUCUGCCUGACCACCUUGUCUGCUGAAGUCCCACUGGGACUUCCUGAACUCUCAUGGCAGAUGGGUUUGGAUAGAAGCUAGUGCCUCCUGUGAUAGCAUGGGCCAUGCCUCUUUCCCCCUUUUCCCCUGUUAAGACCACAGAGAUCCUGUUGAGGAGGAUUCUUCUGCUUCCUUGCCUGAAUUUAUAUUUGCAAAGAGACCACAGAGGUGGCUGGUGAGUGCGACUGUGAAAGAAACCAGCCAUCCAGUCACUGUCCUAGGAUCACUGUAGUUGGGACUAUACCCCUCUCCGGCUGGUUCUGACUAAAUAACAGAGAGUGAGGUGAGGGGAGAAAAACUAUUCAGGGUCAAGAUCUAUAUUUUCAUUCCAAAUAAAAGCCUUUAUAAAGCCA
Eublepharis macularius is the source of this 2378-nucleotide messenger RNA. It is a transcript of the gene CORO1B, whose product is annotated as coronin 1B. The record is from RefSeq and is a predicted model, not a curated record. Gene Ontology annotation, biological process: cell migration; actin filament organization. Gene Ontology annotation, molecular function: actin filament binding. The transcript is spliced from 11 exons. Lineage: Eukaryota; Metazoa; Chordata; Lepidosauria; Squamata; Eublepharidae. Bases 168 to 1640 code for a protein of 490 amino acids.